Molecule: messenger RNA, 4473 nt
Organism: Menidia menidia (Atlantic silverside)
Lineage: Eukaryota; Metazoa; Chordata; Actinopteri; Atheriniformes; Atherinopsidae
Source: the annotation of a GenBank genome assembly
AUGGCAACUUGUGACUCUCCCCCUAUGGUGUCGUCACGGCAGCAGGAACAUGGUGGCCAGAGGUUGGAUGCUGCUGCUGAUGACAACUCAGUCGUCUCCAUGGAGACCAGUGUCACAAACAGCAACACUACCAACAAAAACCAAUCGUCACCUGCUGCCAUCGGAGAACCGGAGAAUGGCCUUGGUGGGCCUGUUGUGAGCCCGAUUCGGUCCACUACUACCCCCACCACUGUCAGUACAACUAUUGACCCUGUAACUGAGCAGGGUCGGAGAGAAAGCUUUACCACCAGUAACAAAGGGAGUGUUACUGGAACUUUACCAGGAGUAGGAGGAGGAGCAGCUUUGGGUUCGGACUGUUCUGCCCCUGCCACAUCCCCUGUGGCACCAGCAAAGGAGAUCCCAUGCAACGAAUGUUCUAAUUCCUUCUCCAGUUUACAAAAAUAUAUGGAGCACCACUGCCCCAAUGCCCGCCUGCCUGUUGCUGGAGGUCACGAGGAUGAAGAGGAAGUUGAUGGGAUGAUAGAGGAGGAUAGUGAAGAUGAAGGAGACCGUGAAAUGGGUGCUGCAGAAGUUGGGGGUAUGAACAGUGAGAUGGAGAUGGAAGAGGACAGUGAUGUGGAGAACCUGUGCGGUGAGAUCAUCUACCAGCCCGAUGGCUCUGCCUUCAUCCUGGAGGACUCCAAAGAGCAGCGUGGCAACCAUGGGGGGAUCACCGGGGCUCAUCAAUACAGGGGCCUGACGUCCCCCCAAAACUUCCCCAAAGCUCAGGCCAACAGUGGUCAACAUAGCCUGAGCCCAGGGGGGGAAAGUUUGGAGCAGCCCGCUGCACCCAUGUCCUUCUACCCCCAGAUCAUCAACACCUUCCACAUCGCCUCAUCCCUUGGGAAUAAAUCCCUGGUGACCGACCAUCCCUCCUUCCCAAAUACCUCAGCUGGGGGGCUGGCGGGCACUGGUCCUGUGUUGCACAGUUUCCGUGUCUAUGACCUCCGCCACAAGAAUGACAAAGACUAUCUUACGGCGGAUGGUGCAGCCAAAAACUCCUGUGUGUCCAAAGAUGUCCCAAACAAUGUGGACUUGUCCAAGUUUGAGGGCUGUGUGGCCGAUGGACGGCGGAAACCUGUGCUUAUGUGUUUCCUGUGCAAGCUCUCUUUUGGCUACAGCCGUUCCUUCGUUACACAUGCUGUCCAUGACCACCGCAUGACCCUGAACGAGCAGGAGCAGAAACUGCUGGGCAACAAGCAUGUCUCUGCUAUCAUCCAGGGUAUCGGGAAGGACAAAGAACCUCUUAUAAGCUUUCUGGAACCAAAAAAACCCCAAAACUCUGUGCUACCCCACUUCCCCUCACCUGCCAACUUUCUAGGGCCAGACACGGGGCUUCGUGGCUUGUGGAACGCUUUCCACAGCGGCGGGGAGAAUGCAGAUUCUCUUCAGGCAGGUUUUGCUUUCCUGAAGGGCAGUGCCAGCAGCUCCUCCUCUGACCAAACCCCCAGAACCCAAAACAUGCCAAAGGCUGAGACCAACCCAAACCUCGGGGGUGGGGCUGGUGCCCACAGAGCCCCUAGUGGGAGUUCUGCUGCUGCUGCCACUGGUGGCAGUCUGGAAACUCGGAACUCUGAUAGUGACUGCAAAGGCCACGUUAGGGACACAUGCACUUUGCAACCCAAUGGGCCGGACCUGAGCCAGUACCCGUCCAUUAAGCGGGAGCCCGGUACAGUGGGAGAAGAAAGUCCAGACCAGGAUGACGACACUUACUCAAAUGGUGGAGGAGUUGAAAUGGAGGCAGACGAGGAGGAGGAACAGGCCAUAUCCAUGGCCAUGACUGGCCAGAGGGCCGACAGCACCAGUAGCAAAGAUUUCCCUCUCUUAAACCAAAGUAUUCCCCCCCUUUCCAACAGUGUGCUUAAACUGAAUAGUGACAGCAAAGGCCCUCCAUCCACCUCCUCUUCUUCUCUGCCAGUUUGUGAGAAGCUGGAGAUGGAGAAGAGCCGUCUGUCGACUGCCCUGGCAGCUGCCAGAGAGCGGGAGAGCAGCAAUGAUUCUACCAGUGAAGGCCUAGCAGGAAGAGAUGGGUCAUCCCCAUCCUCCAACCCCCUUGACAUGAUGCUAUUGCGCAGAGAUGACGAAAGUCCCGGCCCUAUCCAUCAACACACAGGAAAUUCUAGUACACCUGGAACUCCGGGAACACCUGGAACUCCAGGUCCAGGUGAAGGAUCCCCAGGUAGCGGGGUGGAGUGCCCCAAGUGUGACACUGUCUUGGGAUCAUCACGGUCUCUGGGAGGGCACAUGACAAUGAUGCAUUCAAGAAAUUCCUGCAAGACACUGAAGUGUCCAAAGUGUAACUGGCACUACAAGUACCAGCAGACGCUGGACGCUCACAUGAAAGAGAAACAUCCAGAGUCUGGUGGAUCGUGUGUGUACUGCCGCACAGGACAGCCUCAUCCUCGUUUAGCAAGGGGCGAAAGCUAUACCUGUGGAUACAAGCCUUUCCGCUGUGAGGUAUGCAAUUAUUCAACCACCACCAAAGGAAACCUUAGCAUCCACAUGCAGUCGGACAAGCAUCUAAACAAUGUGCAAACACUCCAGAAUGGUGGCAGUGAAGCACAAUACAACCACAACCAUGCCAACCCAGUGCCCACUGCCAGCCUUGGUGGAGGUUGUGGUGCACCCUCGCCUUCCAAGCCCAAGCAGAAGCCCACUUGGCGAUGUGAGGUGUGUGACUAUGAGACCAAUGUGGCACGGAACUUACGAAUCCAUAUGACCAGCGAAAAGCACAUGCACAACAUGAUGCUACUGCAACAGAACAUGAAGCAGAUCCAGCAUAGCCUCCACAUGGGCCUGGCCCCGGCCGAGGCAGAGCUUUACCAGUACUACCUGGCUCAAAACAUGGGUCUUGCCGGAGUAAAACUGGAGAACCCAGCCAGCAGCGGUGGCCCGGACGCUCAGAUGAUGAUUAACCCAUUUCAGCUAGAUCCUGCAACGGCUGCUGCCCUAGGAUCUGGACUUGUGAAUAGUGACCUAUCGGCAGAGUUGCGUCUGGCCAGUGGUCAGCUGAUGGCAGAUGACUUAUCCCUGGUGUCCUCAGGUGGAAUGGGGGGCAUGUCCUCAGGAGACCCCUCUCUCUCCUCCUUGUCGCCGCCCAUCAACGACCCCUCGCUGCGCCUCUACCAGUGCGCCGUGUGCAACUGGUACUCCUCAGAUAGCCUGGAGGCCCUCAACGCCCACGUCAACGCGGAGCGCUCCCUGCCCGAAGAGGAGUGGCGCUGCGUGGUGGGUGACGUCUACCAGUGCAAGCUCUGCAGCUACAACACGCAGCUCAAGGCCAACUUUCAGCUGCACUGCAAGACCGACAAGCACAUGCAGAAACACCAGCUGGUGGCCCACAUCAAGGAGGGAGGCAAGGCCAACCAGUGGCGACUAAAGUGUGUGGCCAUCGGCAACCCCGUGCACCUCAAGUGCAACGCCUGCGACUACUACAGCAACAGUGUGGAUAAACUGAGACUGCAUGCUACCAACCAGAGGCAUGAGUCCGCCGUCCGCCUCUAUAAGCACUUGCAGAAGCAGGACAGCAACUACAGUCCGGAGUCGUGUGUCUACUACUGCACCCUGUGCGAUUACUCCACCAAGGCCCGCCUCAACCUUGUGCAGCAUGCCCGCUCGGCUCGCCACCAGCAGAGCGAAGGUCUGAGGAAACUACAGCUGCACCAGCAGGGCCUGGGAGGAGAUGAGGAUGGACUGAGCUUCCACGAGCUGUUCCAGGUCAAAGAGUGCCCCACCAGCCAAGGAGCGGAGGAAGAAGAGUUGAGGGACAGGGGAGAGGAGAGGAGAGGAGAUGCUCAGAGAUCGGAACAGAUGGCAAGGCUUGUGUCACAGGGUAAUCGAACCCAGGGUCUGUGGUUAACUCGAGCCCACUGGUCGCCUUUAAUGUUCCGACUGACCCACAUCAAAGAGAGUUCCACCAGGCUGCCAAAAUCACACACCCUCCACAGCCUGGACCCACUCUCUCUGGGUGUGUGUGUGUGCUGGCGCGAGGAGACGGCUGAGGACAGUGAGCGACCUCCUCGCUCCUCCUCCCGGCCUGGGCUCAACCUGACUGACCGAGACUUGACGGACAACAGGAGAACUGACCGAAUGAAUGCCGUAUCCAAAGAGGCUGCUGGACAAAAUACUAUGGUUAAACAUUCCCUCCUGCCGGAUCGACAAAUUGAAAGUCCCCCGAAAAGGCCAAAGUCAGCAGAGGGGAAGACCUCGGCCCAUGACCAGGUUCAGCAAUGUCCAUAUUGCAACUACAGUAGUAAAGAUGCCAACCGUAUGCAGCUCCAUGUGAUGUCCCAGCAUUCCAUGCAGCCAGUGAUCCGCUGUCCUCUAUGCCAGGAUGUUCUAAGCAACAAGAUCCACUUGCAGCUGCAUCUCACUCACCUUCACAGUGUGGCUCCGGACUGUGUGGAAAAGCUGAUUAUGACGGAAACAUCUUAA